UAAAAAUAGAGUGCGCGCGCAGAUUUACCCUUUCAAAACAAAAUAUUGAUUUAUUUACAACUAGUCAUGAUCAUAUAAAAAAAAUCAACUGAAGAUGAUCCUUGCCCUCAUUAUAGUGAUUUUAAUAAGUCUGAGUUGUGAACAAAAAAUUACUUACACUUUUCCAGAAUUCCCAUAUAAAGAAUCAAAUAAAAAUGAGGUAAUGUUCAGGGAAGUGGAAACUGCUUGCGAAAGAGGGUGUGUGGGAAAAAGUGGAGUUUCGAAAAUUUUAUGUGUACGACAAUGUGUUUCACCAUCUUGCUAUCGUGACUUAUACCAGGCCGAUCAAUUAGAGGAAGGAGAGGUUGAUGUAAGACUGAAUUCCUUUAAAGGCUGUUUUAUUCAACGAUACAACAGAUCUCGCCCAUGACCUAACAUUGAUAUAUUAUAACAAUACAACAUUUACAGUUAAAAUUCAAGUUAUAUUCAAAAGCUUCUAACUAAAAGGCAUGUUAAAAAGUGAGAAAAAUAACACCUGUGUUAAAAUUAUUUAAUGUUGUAUUUCUUAUUACUCAAUAAAGUUACAAAAAUUCAAAUAA
Messenger RNA from Zophobas morio, 578 nucleotides. RefSeq lists its product as uncharacterized. Lineage: Eukaryota; Metazoa; Arthropoda; Insecta; Coleoptera; Tenebrionidae. The transcript is spliced from 3 exons. Bases 95 to 409 code for a protein of 104 amino acids. The record is from RefSeq and is a predicted model, not a curated record.